Molecule: messenger RNA, 701 nt
Organism: Oncorhynchus nerka (sockeye salmon)
Lineage: Eukaryota; Metazoa; Chordata; Actinopteri; Salmoniformes; Salmonidae
Exons: 3
Coding region: 72-701 (209 amino acids)
Source: RefSeq, a predicted model, not a curated record
GAUGGAUAUUAAUUAAUGAAAGUAAAUGCCUUUACUAUUAAUUACACUUGUCUUCUCUCCUGUCAGUAGCCAUGGGGCCAACUUUCCUGCUUUGUGUGGCUGUCACCCUAUUCAGAGUGGUCAGUGGAUCAUGCCCAGUGGGGCGGGAGUUCAUUACUGCCUUUAUGCCUAACUAUUUGCUGAGCUUCCAAGAUGAUCAGAGUCUUAAACUGGCCAUAACCACACAGGAUUAUCCAGCCAUUGUUCAAAUUCAGGUCAAUGCAAUCGGCUUCUCGACCUCAGUGAAAAUAGAGAAACAGAACACCAAAUGGAUCGGCAUACCUGGUACCGCUGAAAUUGGGGGUCCAGGAGCUUCCACCAAAACAGUGCAGGUCACCUCCAACUCUGACAUCUCGGUGGUGGCCUUCAACUACAAGUUCUCGACUGGAGACAGCAGUGUGGUCUUCCCGACUGACCAGCUGGGUACUGACUAUGUGGCCUUCACCCCUGUAGGGGGUCCAAGCAACAUGCACAAGCUUAUGUCUAUUAUCAACGGCAAAGAGCCCAACAAGAUCACGAUCAUCCCUGCCUCCAACAUUAAUCUCAGUGGCGUGGAUUCCUGGAAACAAAGACAGGCGGUGAUUGUUACCGUGGACCCAUACCAGGUCUACCUCUACCAAAGCUAUACCACUUUCACUGGGACCAGGAGGACAACACUCUAG